Phyllotreta striolata is the source of this 1350-nucleotide messenger RNA. NCBI's taxonomy places the organism in Eukaryota, Metazoa, Arthropoda, Insecta, Coleoptera, Chrysomelidae. The record is from the annotation of a GenBank genome assembly.
CCGACAAGUAGUUCAUUCUAACCUUUCUGUCAGUUCUCUUUUACUUUAUUUUUUAAAAUACUUCAAGAUGUCCCCGGAUUUUAUAUUUACUGUGGUUUAUUUUUUACUUAGCGUUUGCUUCAUUUAUCCGCCUACUGAGUUUUUAACAGCCGGGGUAACUAUAGAGCACAUUUUCAGCAGCGUAUUAGGGAACAAACACGAAGAUUUCAUUUUAUACCACAUAAAAAAAUCAUGUAUUUUCCUCGUAUUCUACUCCCUACUGCCAGUUGGGUACAUAUUUUUUUCGAAUCUAUUAGGCUAUGCGAAUCUUAUUAUCGAUAUGUAUUCUUCGUUUCCUUUGCUAUCAACAUGUUUCUACAUCUUCGCCAUAGUUCUUCCCACUGCGAGCAUUUACGAAAUAUUGAAUUGGACGAGAAACAACUUCGAACAACAUCCGAUAUCUCUAAAUGUUUCGAAAUUUGCCAACAACAACGAGGACUGGCGAUUCGUAGCCCGAAACAUAAACAUGGAGUUUCGAAGCGUUAACAAAAUAUGUCUCCAAACGAGCUCCAUUAUAACAGUGAUAGUCACGGAGAACUGGAUUUUGAAAAUAUCCCCACUUACUAUACAUAUUGCUCAUCAAAGCGAUACCUCCCUAGUUGUCAAAGAAGCUCACACAUAUCAACUGUCUCCUAACGAUGUGCCCUCCACACAAUACCUAAACAUAGAAGUGAAGUCGGCUAGGCAAGGAGUCGAGCCGUUUAUAAUAAGAAUCAACGCGGGUGAUUUCAAAGAUCUCAGCGAUCGAGUUACAAGGAACAUCACGAUACUCCCCAACGUAAAAUUCCACAAAAACGUUAUAGAGCAAUUCAUCGAUGUGUUUAAAGAAACUGUUAAAUGCAACCCCAGAUACGAAAACAACGAGGUUCUGGAUAAAUGCAUCGGAUGCAUGCAGGUGAAUCCUAACAUCAAGAUAAACAAAUCGUGCGAAGACGCGGCCGAUGAUCCGAAUAAAUGCAUGAAUUGCUAUUGCAGACCGAUGUGGUGCUGUGACUGUAUGGCCAAAUGGUUCGCGUCCAGGCAGGACAGCGAGCGCGAGAACACCUGGUUGAAUUCGAAAUGCACCUGCCCUAUGUGUCGAGCCACUUUUUGCAUGGUAGACGUUUGUUUAUUGUCCAAUGCAGAAGUCAAUUGAACAGGUAUCGAUGUUCGUUACAACCGAUAUUACCUUUCUGAGUUAUUGUGAUCAUUUCGACAACGUUUUUAGUUUGUAAAUAAUGAGACUAUUUCUAUUUUAUAUACGUACCUAAGUUGCAUAUUGUAAUUCACUAGCGACGUUGUUAAUUAUUUAAACUAGGAUUAACAUUAAAU